ACAAGAAAUUGAAAAAUUGAUUCAAGCUAAAUUCACACCCAAAAUUUAACUCAAACUCGGCUUUUUUAAUUCCUUUUUCUUUUCUUUUCUUUUUUUUGGUUUUUUUUGUUGAUGUAGAGAGAAUUAUAAGGGCAAAUCUUGAAUAUCACCCCUUAAGAGGUUAACCAAUUAGUGUACUUGUUCAUCCACAAACUCAGCUCAAGUAUAAUUUUGUCAACUGUAUAUAGUGCAUAGAUAUAGAGUGAACCAUACAUGAUACGAGCACUAAAGUUUAUUUUUUUUAUUUUUUUUACUGGGCUGCUAUUUAGUCGAUAUUGGACAGGCUGAGUAGUGUAUUUACAUUGGGCCUAUUGGCCUCAUGAAGUUAUUGCUAUUAAAAAAACCAACCAAAAAAAAAUCAAAGGGUUUUGGAAACAAACCAGAAGCCGUUGAAAACGUAAUGAAAAACUUAAUUGACUUAUUGUACUUCCAUUAUCAACAGUAAUGCUGAAAACUAUUCCAUAAAAAGGGUUUCAUUUUCUUGAGGUCAAACAAACAACUAAGCUGAAAUACUCCCAUUUUAUCCACUUCAUAAACAACAAUAUCACCUCAUUUCUCUGAAUCUUUGUACCACUUUUUCCAGAUUUGUUAAUCAACUCCAAAAACCCACCAAAAAUCCACCCUUUAUUCCUCUAAUUUCUGCAAAUUCAACCUGGGUUUCGAAUCUUUGAACAAGAAUGAGCUGUUGAUCAAAGGGGUUUUCGCCGUUUACGGUGAACAGAACAUUAAGUGUAAGUAUACGAUAACGAAAACUUUGAGAGCAACAACAACCUUAGUUGAGUAUGAAUAGAGGAGGGUCAGAAGGGGUUUCGCCGUUUACAGUGUCGCAGUGGCAAGAAUUGGAGCAUCAAGCUUUGAUCUAUAAGUAUUUAAUUGCUGGACUUUCUGUACCACCAGAUCUAGUUCUUCCUAUUCAAAAUAGCUUCGGAACUUCUUCUUCUGCAUUUUUCCAUCGCCCUACUUUGGGAUAUUGUGGUAGAGAAAAUUCUUUGUAUGGCAUUGGAAUUGGGAUUGGUUAUGGAAAGAAGAUAGAUCCGGAACCGGGUAGAUGUAGAAGAACUGAUGGUAAGAAAUGGCGGUGUGCCAAAGAAGCCUACCCGGACUCUAAGUAUUGCGAGCGCCACAUGAACCGUGGCCGCAGCCGUUCAAGAAAGCAUGUGGAAUCCAAUCCUUUCUCCUCCUCUUCGUCGACGACGACUUCUGUGUCUGUUCUAAACCAGAGCCUUCCCCUCAAAUUCAAUGCAUUUGCAUCUGCUAGUAAUGCUGCUGCACCGACUUCAAAUCCAAAUCAAUCACAAUUUCAAUUGGAUUCUAUCCCUUAUGCCAUUCCUACCAAACAAUACUCCAGGCACCUCCAGGGGUCAAAACCUGAGGCUGGUGAUAAUAGAUCCUUCUCUCAAUGCUCAGGUGGCAACAGAUCUCUCAUUAUGGACUCUGCUUUGGACAAUACGUGGCCCUCACUGUCACCCCAGAUGUCAUCACUCUCUCAAUCAAAACCGAUGGAUAAUUCCUCAUUGCAUGACGAUUAUUCUCACCGCUCUUUUAUCAACUGUGAGUUUGGCCAACCGCAGUCUGUGAAACAAGGCAAUCGUUCUCUUCACCCUUUCUUUGAGGAGUGGCCAAAUACCAGGGAGGCAUGGUCGGGUUUGGAAGAUGAAAGGGCCAACCAGGUUUCUUUCUCCACAACACAGCUCUCCAUUUCUGUACCAAUGACUACUACGGACUUCUCAGCCAGUCCACGAUCCCCUCAAGGUGAAGUUACAUUAUUUAUAAAAUGAAUGGAAAUGUUAUCAUCUUCUGAAAUCUGCAUGACUUUUUUUUCAUGCAGAAUCUUGAAGUAAGCUGUGGUUUUGCCAAGCCAACACAAAAUUUGGCUUUGCUUUGAAGCUCUUGGUUUUCUUGCUUCUCUCUAAGUUGUGUAGUUGAUACUGAUAAUAUGAGAAAGCCUUUUAACACAACUAUGGUGUGAAGUAAAGAUGCUAGGCAUGCAUGGAUAAGGGGAAACUCAGCUGGAGGGGCUUGAAACUGAAGAUGGAAUAAAAUUUUGUUCUGGAAUCGUCUCCGUUUGGAAGCAGCAUCCAAGGGUGCAGAAGCACAUAUGUGUAGUUAUCAAACUUGUUGACUUUAUUUGGAUCGCUUAUAUUUAUGCUUUUUAGAGUCUGCAAUAUUUGUUUCUGGUCACAUUAAGAGGUUUUCAUGGAUUCUUUGCUAGACAUGCAACUGUUUUGAUCGUUGGCAAAUAUUGUUAUGCCUUUUGCUAUUGAAGAUUUUAUCUCAUGUUUGCUAAGAUUUCAGUUAAACGACUAAAUAUGUUUUUUUUUUUUUUUUUACUAAAUAAUUGUGUCUAGCUGUCUUGUUAUUUUGAACUUUAAACUUUCAAGAAAUUGCACCAAA
Messenger RNA from Chenopodium quinoa (quinoa), 2433 nucleotides. RefSeq names its product growth-regulating factor 5-like. The transcript is spliced from 3 exons. Gene Ontology annotation, biological process: regulation of DNA-templated transcription; DNA-templated transcription; developmental process. Lineage: Eukaryota; Viridiplantae; Streptophyta; Magnoliopsida; Caryophyllales; Amaranthaceae. The coding region runs from base 822 to 1817 and encodes 331 amino acids. Gene Ontology annotation, molecular function: ATP binding. Gene Ontology annotation, cellular component: nucleus. The record is from RefSeq and is a predicted model, not a curated record.